This is a messenger RNA of Penicillium chermesinum, 1239 nucleotides long. It is a transcript of the gene sfh5, whose product is annotated as CRAL/TRIO domain protein. Gene Ontology annotation, molecular function: phosphatidylinositol transfer activity. Bases 1 to 1239 code for a protein of 412 amino acids. The transcript is spliced from 2 exons. The record is from RefSeq and is a predicted model, not a curated record. Gene Ontology annotation, cellular component: plasma membrane; cortical endoplasmic reticulum; cytosol. Lineage: Eukaryota; Fungi; Ascomycota; Eurotiomycetes; Eurotiales; Aspergillaceae. Gene Ontology annotation, biological process: Golgi to plasma membrane protein transport; regulation of exocytosis.
AUGUCCGAGAUCACGCCCGUCGCACAGGUCCCUGCCGCUGAGCCCGAGAAGGCCGUCGAGGCCGUCGAGGCCAACAAGCCCGCAGAAACAUCUGCUGGUGAGCCUGCGACUGAAGAAGCCCCCAAGGCCGACGAGCCAGCUGCUGAACCCCCCAAGGAUGCGCCUGCUGGUGCUGAGCCAGAAGCGCUUAAGGCCGACGAGAAGCCCGAGGAAAAGAAGCCUGAGCUUCCCGCCUACAUCACCAAGAUCCCUUCUCUAGCUCAGUUUUUUGAGAAGCUCCCCAAGAUCCUCAGCGACACUGGUUACACUGAGAUGUGGGGCGUCGAGCUCAAGGACACCGCCGAUAUUCCUACCGUCAACGUAUUGAUCAAGUUUCUGCGCGCCAACGAGGGUAACCUUCCAGGUGCUGAGACCCAACUUCGUAAGGCACUUGAAUGGCGCAAGGAGGUCAAGCCUCUUGAGCUGGUGGAGUCUGGCAAAUUCAGCGCUUCCAAGUACAAAGGCCUGGGUUAUUUGACUGCUUACGAGAAGGACGGACGCCCACUGAUUUUCACCUGGAACAUCUACGGCGCGGUGAAAGACAUUGCGAACACAUUUGGUGAUUCCGACGAAUUCGUCAAGUGGCGUGCCGCGCUCAUGGAGCUCGCUGUUCAAGAUCUCAAGUUGAAGGAUGCUACCGAAGUCAUCGACUAUGAUGGUGAGAAGGACCCCUACCAAAUGAUUCAAGUCCACGACUACUUGAACGUCAAGUUCUUCCGUGUGGACCCUACUGUGCGCACUGCCACCAAGAAGACCAUUGAUGUCUUCUCGACCGCCUAUCCCGAGCUGCUGCGCGAGAAGUUCUUCGUCAACGUCCCCGGCAUCAUGGGAUGGAUGUUCUCUGCGAUGAAGCUUAUCCUGAGCCGCAACACUACUCGCAAGUUCCACCCUAUUACCAAUGGUGCCAACCUGGCUCGGGAAUUCCCGGCUUCUGUCUCGGAGCAAAUCCCCGCGGUCUACGGUGGAAAGGGCCCCGCGUUGGAUGAGAAUGGCCGUACCGUUCAGCUGGUUGAGGAUGGUGUUAAGGAGGACAAGCCUGCCGAGGAACCUGUUGCUAAGGCAGAGGCACCUGCCAAGGAGUCUGCUGUUGAGGAGGUCGCCAAAGGGAAGCCUACUCAGGAGGAGCCUGUGACAGAGGAUGCUUCCAAGGAGGAGCCGAAGGGAGAGGCUAAGGAGGAAGCGAAGGAAGAGUCCAAGUAA